Molecule: messenger RNA, 3712 nt
Organism: Anopheles arabiensis
Lineage: Eukaryota; Metazoa; Arthropoda; Insecta; Diptera; Culicidae
Exons: 8
Coding region: 105-3479 (1124 amino acids)
Biological process (GO): regulation of transcription by RNA polymerase II
Cellular component (GO): nucleus
Molecular function (GO): RNA polymerase II cis-regulatory region sequence-specific DNA binding; DNA-binding transcription activator activity, RNA polymerase II-specific; zinc ion binding
Source: RefSeq, a predicted model, not a curated record
GACAGCGAUGGGGAAGAUGUCACAACAAGCGAACAAUUUGUUUAUUUUGUAAAUCCACGCAUCGUCGUCGUCUGCCAGGCCCCGCGCAUUGUUAGCUAACAGAAAUGGAGGAAGAGUUUUUGAUUUUAAACCUAAAACCGACGACCUGCCGUAUCUGUGCGACGGUCAGCGUCGAACAGUACUGCAUCUACGAAACGAUCUACAAGGACGGUACGCUUAGCAUGCACGCGAUGAUGGAAAAGCUGGUUCCCUCGGUGUUCAACCCGGAGCAGAUGAAGGUGGACGAGUACAUGUGCUGGCCGCGGAAGGUGUGCGAAGACUGCCGGGCCAAGGUGCUGGAGGCGUACGCACUGUACGAGCAGUGCAUGCGGAGUGGCGAUCUGCUGCGCGAAUGCUUGUCGCGCAAACCGGGUGCGCUGGUCAUUGAAAACACGUACGACGAUGAGCUGAAGCAGGACUAUGCGAUCGAAACGACGGUGGAGGAGACAGUGUCGGACUUUGUCGAUCACGACGAACCGAUCGUGCUGGAUCAGAGCACGGAGAGUAGCGUCGGCACUGCCACCGGCCGGCGGGUUAGAAAACAAAUCUCGAAAGAGCCAAAAUCGGGCAAGAAACAAAAGCCAGAUUUGGUGGAACCGCGUACCCCAUCGCCGACCGAUGACUUUGGCUGUGAUUCGGAGGAACAGGACGAAAAACCGCUCAGCAGCUUGGUGGGGAGCGAAAAAGUGGCACGCAAAUCGCGAUCGGCACGAAACGCAAGCGCUAAGCGCAACAGUUCGGCUACCGGAAAAAGCAACGAGCAACGAACGCGUGGAAAGAAGGGACCUGGCAGGAAGCCAAAGCAACCAAAGGAGGAAAGUGACAACGAUACGGAGGAACCGAAAACGAAGGUCGACCUGUACCGCUGUCUGCUGUGCGAUGCACCGACCUACACCUCGCCGAAGGAGCACACCGACCAUCUGCUGAAGGAACAUCCGGACCAGAUACAUUGCUGCAAGCAGUGCCCGAAGGUGUUCAUGACCAAGGCGGCCUUCGAGCAUCACCAGUACUGUCACGCGACGGGGCGUUCGUUUUUCUGCAUGUUUUGCGACAAAGGCUUUCAGACGGAGCAGCUGCUGAAGAACCACAUGCGGACGCAUACGCACGGGACCGGGUUCCUGUGCUCGCACUGUGGGCAGGAGUUUAGUAAUCGGAGCAAUCUACGCCAGCACCUGAUACGGCACACGGGUGAGAAGCCGUGGCAAUGUAAUCUGUGCCCGAGUCGUUUCAGUAUGAAGAGUUACCUGGACAGACAUAUGCACACCCACACGAAAGCCAAGUUUUUCAGCUGCGACACGUGUGGGUCACAAUUUAGCCGACACUAUUCGCUGGUGAAGCAUCAACUAAUCCACACAGGAGAUCGUCACUUUACCUGUGAGGUUUGCAGUAUGCGAUUCACCUCGAGCCACCACGUUAAACGGCACAUGCUUACACACACCGGCGAGAAACCGUUCAAGUGUACGUACUGUGAGCGCAGCUUCACGCAAAGCAACGACAUGGUGAAGCACAUGAAAACGCACGUGGGUGAAAAUCCGUACCAGUGCGAUCGGUGUGAAGCAUCGUUCCGGCUGCUCACCGACCUGCGCAACCACUACAAGGACCACUAUCUGCCGGGCGGCAAGGAUGCACUGUCCGGUGAGGAGGACAAGGGUACGAUACGGUUUACCAGCACGAAUAUACUGAAAAUUCGGUACGAAAAGGAAAGAAACAGUGGUCGGCCGGUUAAGCAGGAGGUACGGGCGGCUGGGCACAAUCAAACGAUGAUUCCGGAAUGUAAACAACCCACAGCUGUAGCGCAGCUGCUUCGCCUUACCCACCACAGUGUCGCAAAACUUUCUCUGCCGCCGCCUCCAGCUACGAUGGAGAAGGAACAGCCCCAAGACCAAACCAUGACGAUACAGCUAACGUUCUGUCGCAUCUGUGCCGUCCUCAGCACGGAGGAGCAUUGCAUCUACGAAGUGGCGUACAGUGCCGGCACACUCAGCAUGCACGCGAUGAUGGAAAAGCUAGUUCCCUCGGUGUUCAACGCGGAGCAGGUAAAGGUGGACGAGUUUAUGUCCUUUCCCACGAAAGUGUGCGGCAGUUGCAAAGCCAAAGUGCUCGAGGCGUACGGGCUGUACGAGCAGUGCGUGAGGAGUGGCGAUCUGCUGCGCGACUGUUUAGCGCGUAAGAAAAACGCAACGUUCAUCGUGAACAUUACCGGUGCUGGUGGUGGUGGUGGUAGUGGCGGGGCGGAUAGUUCCGAGGGCAAACUGAUUGUCCCGCUGGCGUACGAAACGGAGGAAGUGUCGGUAGGUGGCAAACCUCACACUACAACGGUGGUUGAGAUAACGACGGAAGAAAUCGGCCCACACCGUAAGGUGGAAAGUGAAGGCGAAAGUGAGAUAGUGGAGUUGGUUCCUAGCCUUAUUGAUGAAGAUGCCGCUGAACAUGUUGCCUCGGAACAGGGAGAUCAUCCGACGUGUUCCGAGGGGGAAACUGUAACGAUACCUGCUGCCAAGGUAAAGCACGAAACGAGUAGAGCAAAACAUGCACGAACACGUGCGACAACGAAAAGAAACGUAAAGCAAGCAAAAACGACGAAAAGAAAGCAGGACGACACUGCCGACGUGCUGUUGGAAACAACGGAACAACCAAAACUGAAUCCCGUUCAAUUGCGCUGCCUACUGUGCAAUCGACCAGCGUUUGCCGCACCGGCGGAACUUACGCAGCACCUGCACAGCGAGCAUGCGGAUCAAAUUUUGCGCUGCAACCUCUGCCCGAAAGUGUUCAUGACCAAGGUGGCCUUCGAGCAUCACCAGUACUGUCACGCGACGGGGCGAUCGUUCUUUUGCGCGCUGUGUGAUAAAGGCUUUCAGUCGGAGCAGCUGCUGAAGAACCACAUGCGGACGCACACGCACGGGACCGGGUUCCUGUGCUCGCAGUGUGGCAAAGAGUUUAGCGAUCGAAGCAACCUGCGCCAGCACGAGCAGCGCCACACCGGCGAGAAACCCUGGGCAUGCAGCAUGUGUCCAAGCCGGUUUAGCACGAAGGGCUAUCUGACGGUACAUUUGGCCACCCAUACAAAAACGAAAGCAUUCAGCUGCGACACGUGCGGAUCACAGUUUAACCGGCACUACUCACUGGUGAAGCAUAAGGUCAUCCACACAGGAGAGCGUCACUAUGCCUGCGAAGUUUGCAAGAUGAGGUUCGCGUCGGCGUACCAUGUGAAAAUACACAUGCGAACGCACACCGGUGAAAAGCCGCACAAAUGUGGCUACUGUGCCCGUGGCUUUGCGCAGAAGAACUGCAUGCUGAAGCAUAUGAAAACGCACGGCAAACCGUACCCGUGCGACCGGUGCGAUGCAUCGUUUCAUGCGAUAGCGGAUUUGCGGGUACACGCGAAGGAGCACGAUCGGGUACGGAAGCAGGAAGAGGUUGAUGCCCCUGCGGAACAAUAACCACAAUGCAAUGUAGAUGUAAGUGUCAGUAAUGGAUAAAGUUGACAAAAAUCCGGAGUCGACUCCGGAGUUGUUCGGAAUCGCCCGGAAUCGUCCGGAGUCUUUCGGAGUCAUUCGGAGUUAAGUUUAAUGGGGUUAAGGUUAUUAGUAUUGUUUAAUAUGAAAACUAUUUAAUUUGGAGCGAUUAAAAGGGUGCACAGGUAUUUGACUGGGCUUAAUUUGCUCCAGGAACU